AUGGCCGCCGUGGUGGAUCCGUUGCGAUACAACAAUUUGGUGUCGCUUGGGGAAGCGGAUGCAGCACGCCAGGCUCCAUUCGUUGAUGACACCAUCAACGGUCCCAUUCGCGAUGUGUUCAUUAAACACGGUGUACAGGACAUUUUUUGCCUGUACUUGCAACACCGUCAUCACACCAUUGACGAAGGUCAGGCUGUUGUCAAGGUCAAUGGCACGGCACACCUGAUGAAUGGCCAAGCGAUGAACGAUAUUGUCGCUUUUGGGAAUAAAAUCGUUCCAACGACGUGGAUGACAUCUGGCGAUGAAGUCAUCCCCAUGGAGCUCACGGUUGCUCCUCUUGGGUAG
Molecule: messenger RNA, 345 nt
Organism: Trichoderma virens Gv29-8
Lineage: Eukaryota; Fungi; Ascomycota; Sordariomycetes; Hypocreales; Hypocreaceae
Exons: 2
Coding region: 1-345 (114 amino acids)
Source: RefSeq, a predicted model, not a curated record